Molecule: messenger RNA, 1908 nt
Organism: Linum trigynum
Lineage: Eukaryota; Viridiplantae; Streptophyta; Magnoliopsida; Malpighiales; Linaceae
Source: the annotation of a GenBank genome assembly
UCCCGCCCAAUUUCUCUGGUCAAAAUAUCGAGGCAAUAGCUAGGGUUCCGGCAUUUCCUCCCCAUUUCUCGAUCUCCGGCGAAUUUCUGUUCAAUCAAUGCCGGACCUCGGAAAUGCGUCCCUCGUUCGCACGCACUGCUCGACUCUGAAGAGUCUCCCUUCUUCUUCUUCUGUUCCUUCUCCAUCUCCUUUAGAUGGCGAGCUCGAAGGUAGCUAUCCGGUCAAAGCUAUAGUCAACGGAUGCGACUGGAACCUCAACCUCGGGUUGCCGAGCAGGAAGAAGCGAUGUAAUGGAGGUUUGAUUAAGGUGCUGAGGCGGUGCCGCGGCGGAGUACCGGAUCGAGCCAAGAAAGGUUGCGGAGCGAAGUGUUUGGAGGAUUAUGUGAGCGAUUGGGUCCAUAAGAAGAUGGAAUCGGGGGCUUCCAAGUCGAGCUGCUACCUUCCGUUUCUUGGCGGUGGAGAGAGAAUGGUUGUAUGUCGCGUUUGCCGUUUGUGUAUCGAUCCGGGAGAUGAGCUUGCUACCUGCUCUGUGCGGAACUGUUCAGGGGUUUAUCACUCACAGUGUGUGAAGGAAACGUUUAAAGUCUCAAAUGUGAAGAAAUUCAAGUGCCCUCAGCAUGAAUGCUUUGUAUGCAGUCAGAGGUUACAGUGGAGGUGUGUCCAAUGCUUAAAUGCUUCACAUGACAAGUGUGCACCAUGGCCGCAUACUGUAAUCCAUUUGAUAAACCAGCCAGGACGCGCAAUUUGUUGGAGGCAUCCGGAUGAUUGGAGACUAGAUAGACAUCCGAAUGAUUGGAGACUGGAUAAGAAGAAUGAGCGGCACUUGGUACCAGCCAGUGAUAUUGAGGAGAUAUUCCUUCGGUUGCCCCUGCCAUAUGUCGAGGAAGAGUUCAAGAUUGAUUUGACAUGGAAGGGCCUGAUGGAGAAUAAACUCGAGCCCCCUCCAUUUGUGCACAUCAGGCGCAAUAUUUACAUGGUCAAGAAGAAACGUGAUGGUGCUGCUGGAUAUGAUAAUGGAUGCACAAACUGCGGUCCUAUAUGCUGUGAAAACUGUGUAUGCAGGGUCCAAUGCAUAAGUUGCUCUAAAUCUUGCCGUUGCUCUGAAAAUUGCACCAACCGGCCCUUUCGCAAGGAUAAAAAGAUAAGAAUUGUCAAGACAGAGCUUUGUGGUUGGGGGGUAAUGGCAGCUGAACCGAUAAACAAAGGUGAUUUCGUCAUAGAGUACAUUGGGGAAGUCAUUAGUGAUGCACUAUGCGAGCAAAGGCUUUGGGACAUGAAGUACAGGGGAGUUCAGAACUUCUACAUGUGCGAAAUACGCAAGAACUUCACAAUAGAUGCCACAUACAAGGGAAACACUUCUCGUUUCUUGAACCACAGUUGCGAUCCCAACUGCCUACUCGAAAAGUGGCAAGUUGAGGGGGAGACACGGGUUGGUAUUUUUGCUGCUCGGUCCAUCGAUGUUGGAGAACCAUUGACAUAUGAUUACAGAUUCGUGCAGUUUGGACCAGAAGUGAAGUGCUACUGUGGGGCUUCAAACUGCCAGGGCUUCCUUGGAACCAAAAGAAAGGUGACAACAGAGUUGAAUGUAGAGUUGAAUAUAUACUGGGGUGCGAAACGCAGGAGGUCAUUAGCAGCCAUUGUUGCCAUUUGAAUGUCUGGUUGCUUUGUUUUGCAUCAACUGUAAAGAACAGCGCAGAGGGAGAGUGAAGGAGAGAAACUACACGACCUCAUGAUUUUGUUCUGUAUGUUUGUUUGUAAUACCUAAUUCAACGUGGGAAAGCAAGGGAUUGUAGAAAGGGUUGAAGACUUGUAGUAAUAUUGUCAAACGGUUGUCAAAAUUUCCGCCAAAUUGGGGAUGGUUCAAUUGGGAGGAGCUUUCUUGUGCCAGAAGAAAUGGGUUGGCUUGAU